Molecule: messenger RNA, 798 nt
Organism: Diversispora eburnea
Lineage: Eukaryota; Fungi; Glomeromycota; Glomeromycetes; Diversisporales; Diversisporaceae
Source: the annotation of a GenBank genome assembly
AUGUCUGACGAAACAACUUCAACAACUCCACCUAAAAAAAGUCGUUCUACAAGUGAUGCAGAACGUCGUCGCGCAAGAAGAGCUCAGAAAAUUUUGAGUUCUGCGGACAGUAGAUUACAUCGAAUCACUGCUACAUAUUCUUUAAGUGCUAACGCUUCCCCUGUAACCAGUAAAAAAUCUUCACCUCAACAAAGUCAAAAGUCUUCUCCAACAACUUCCGAAGCUCCAGAUAGUCCAUUUUCAACUAGGAGAAAUACAGGAAAUCUUGAACCUUUACCCGAAUCUUUACUUCCAAUCACGGAAUCGCUACCCCCUUCAACUGAUAUAUCAGGGUCGUCUCCUUUUUCAUCAUCAUCAACUUUACUUGGUGAAGAUAACAACACAAUUCAACCUGAUGAAGAUUAUUUUCGAAGAGUUUUAGAAAACUUUCGUACAAAAAAUAGUAGUAAUACAUCAAUAGCAUCAACUAGUACUAGUGAAUAUCAAUAUUAUUCAUCACCUGGUGGACUUUCUCCAUUUCUUACACCUGAAGAUUUAGCACCUUUAUUCUGGUAUUUUAUAACUAUUGAACUUAUACUUCAAUCUUCACGUUUGUUUUUACAAAAAGAAAAAUCGUUUCAAGGAUCCGUCCUAGGGAAUUUAGCUGCCAGGUUACCAUCACCAUUUUCGGAUGUACUCGUAGUUUUUUUAAGAUAUAAUUUAAUUUGGAAAUGUCUUUUGGAAGAUGCUUGUGUUUUGGUUUUUAUUAUUGGAUCUACUAUAAUGAUUUCUCCAAUAAUAUCAUAUCUUUUUCAUUAG